Molecule: messenger RNA, 789 nt
Organism: Punctularia strigosozonata HHB-11173 SS5
Lineage: Eukaryota; Fungi; Basidiomycota; Agaricomycetes; Corticiales; Punctulariaceae
Product: Phosphoribosylformimino-5-aminoimidazole carboxamide ribotide isomerase
Exons: 10
Coding region: 1-789 (262 amino acids)
Biological process (GO): L-tryptophan biosynthetic process; L-histidine biosynthetic process
Cellular component (GO): cytoplasm
Molecular function (GO): 1-(5-phosphoribosyl)-5-[(5-phosphoribosylamino)methylideneamino]imidazole-4-carboxamide isomerase activity
Source: RefSeq, a predicted model, not a curated record
AUGAUGUCCAUCUCUGCGCGACGGAGCAGGUUCCGGCCGUGCAUAGACCUCCACGACGGCCAAGUCAAGCAGAUUGUCGGCGGGACAUUGUCGGACGAUGACCCGAGCACUCUCAAGACGAACUUCGUCGCGAGUGAAUCCCCUGCAGAUUUUGCUCGCUUGUACCGCAAACAUGGUCUCACUGGUGGUCAUGUCAUAAAACUUGGUCCUGGCAACGAUUCCGCUGCGAAAGAGGCCCUGGCAGCCUGGCCAGAUGGAUUACAGAUCGGAGGGGGCAUCAACGACAAUAACGCUGCGGAAUGGAUAUCUUCUGGGGCGAGCAAGGUUAUCGUUACUUCAUAUCUUUUCCCGGGUUGUAAUUUCUCUUUGGAGAGAUUGCAGCUUAUUUCUGCUGCCGUAGGGAAGGACAGGCUGGUCGUGGAUGUCAGCUGCCGAAGAAGAGACGGCAAAUGGAUGGUUGCCAUGAAUAAAUGGCAAGACAUCACGGAUAUGGAAGUUUGUAAAGAAACCCUCGAUGUGCUAUCCGAAUAUUGCAGCGAGUUUCUAAUACACGCCGCGGAUGUUGAAGGCUUGUGCCAAGGAAUUGACGAGGAACUUGUCUCCAAGCUUGGAGAAUGGGUUCGGAUACCCACGACGUACGCCGGGGGCGCCAAAGCCCUCUCCGACCUUGACCUCGUCGAGCAAUUAUCAGAGGGCCGUGUGGAUCUUACCUACGGAAGUUCAUUGGACAUUUUCGGAGGAAAUCUCGUAAAGUUCGCCGAUCUUGUAGCACGGAACAACUCUAUUUAA